Messenger RNA from Carassius gibelio (silver crucian carp), 3338 nucleotides. Its product is annotated as LHFPL tetraspan subfamily member 3 protein-like. Gene Ontology annotation, biological process: sensory perception of sound. Gene Ontology annotation, cellular component: plasma membrane. NCBI's taxonomy places the organism in Eukaryota, Metazoa, Chordata, Actinopteri, Cypriniformes, Cyprinidae. The transcript is spliced from 4 exons. The record is from RefSeq and is a predicted model, not a curated record. Bases 1594 to 2268 code for a protein of 224 amino acids.
UGUGACAGAAAUCUGCGCUUGUUCGCUCGAGCGCGUCUCAUUGAGGUCCACACGCGCGGCAUGAAUCUCAUCGCAGCGUUUAUUUACUCAGACGACAUUACUGUGGUCAGGUCUAUUGUGUUUUAUUGCUCUGAGAUGUGUGCUCAGGAUUAAAUCGGAUGGAGCAGCGGUACGCCGUUAAGCAAGCAACCGAGAGGAGAGCGAUAUUUGCGUUCAAUCUGAGAAGAAUGGACACGCAAAAUAUGAUGCAGUGCAAGUGUCGUCAUCUGAACAUCCGUUAUUUCUUUUAAACGGAAACAGCUAAGCAAGAUUUAUCACGGAUAAUCCUUGUAGCCUCAUGGAAACAACCUUUUGGACUAUAUAAGGUAGAUUAUUGUUUAUAUAAAUAUAUAUUUUAAUAGGCUUGAUAAAUGUCUUUAAUAUCUUAAGGUUUGGGUAUUCGCAGACCAUCCAAGUAUUAUUAAUUUAUUCGGGUCAUCAUUAAGAAUUCAUACUGACAUUUCCGUUGGGAUUUGGGAAUAUUAUCUCUGAUGCAGUGGAAUGCGUUGUCUUCAUAUGAGCUGUGACUUCAUAUGAGUUUAGUCAUUAUUUUGCUGUCCCAAGAGCACCUUAAUGAGAUUACUUGGCUGAAUGAAGCGGAUGCAUAGAUGCUGAAGAAGAAGAGAGCUGGAAGAGAACAUCAUUGGAGUCACGGACAGACUGCCACAUCCACGCUGAACGAAUCACGGUGACAUCUGGCGCUAAAACUGCUUAGUCUGUCGCGACAUCUGUGAGCUGUUCUGUCUGUACUUGAGUUUUUAGGCAACAUUCAGAGAGGACCGAAUCCUGAUUUAAACCACAGAGCACCAAAGUCUAAACUAAAUGCAGAGUGGACUGAAAUCAUAAAAGUAGAUUCAACCCAGACACUGUCUGAUUUUCAGACAGGACCUGGAUCCAGUCUCAAUCUAGAUAGGACCUGAAUCCAGACUGAGUUCAUAAAGGACUAGACUGAAUCCAGAUACAACCUGAAUCCAGACUCAAUCCAGAAAGGAAGAGAGUUCGGACUGAAUCCAUAAAGGACCUGAGUGCAGUUUGAACUCAAAGCGCAUCUAAAACCAAAUUGAAUCCAGAUUUAACCUAGAUCUAGAUUUUAUCCAGAUUUAACCAGAAUCCAGUAUCAAUCUAAAUGGGAUCUGACUCCAGAAAAGACCUAAAUCUGGACUGAAUCCAGACAGGACCUGAAUCCAGCUAAAACCUAAAUAAAGAUUUAAUCCAGAUCACACCAGAAUUCAGACUCAAUCCAGAUAGAACUGAGUGCAGUUCGAAUCCACUGUGGAUCUGAGUCCAAACCAAAUCCAGAUAGAACCUUGAUCUAGAUUCAGAUCAGAUCAGAAUUCAGACUCAAUUCGGAUAGGAGCUCAAUCCAGAUAGAAUUAAGUGCCGUUCAAAUCCACUUUGGAUCUGAGUCCAAACUGAAUCGAGAUAGAACCUUAAUCUAGAUUCAGUCCGGAUAGGAUUUAGGCCUGAGAACUGAAUCCAGACUAAAUAAAGUUUUAACCUAAUCAUCCAGGGGACCUGAGUCCUAUUUGAAUCCAUAAAGUACUGAAUCCAUCUAUGAUCCCUGGGACACCUGCAGCGAUGCUCCCAGCCACAGAGGCAGCCAAGAUCUACCAGACCAACUAUGUCAGGAACUCUCGUGCCAUCGGGGUCCUGUGGGCCAUCUUCACCAUCCUCUUUGCCAUCGUCAAUGUGGUAUGUUUUGUUCAGCCCUACUGGAUCGGGGAUGGCAUUGACACGCCACAGGCUGGUUACUUCGGCCUCUUUCACUACUGCAUAGGGAACGGAAUAUCCCGAGACCUGACGUGCCAGGGGACCUUCACUGAGUUUAGCUCCAUCCCGUCUAGCGCCUUCAAAGCUGCGUCCUUCUUCAUUGGAAUGUCCAUGGUGCUGGUCCUCUCCUGCAUCGGCUGCUUCGCCUUCUUCUUCUUCUGCAGUACAGCCACUGUGUAUAAGAUCUGUGGGUGGAUGCAGCUGUCAGCAGGUGUGUGUCUGGUGUUGGGCUGUAUGAUAUAUCCUGAUGGCUGGGAUGCUGAUGAGGUGAAGAGGAUGUGUGGAGAAGGGACAGACAAAUACACCAUCGGAGCAUGCUCAGUGCGCUGGGCGUACAUCCUGGCCAUUAUGGGCAUCUUGGACGCCCUUAUUCUCUCUUUCCUGGCUUUCGUACUGGGCAACAGGCAGGAUGGACUCAUGUCCGAGGAGCUGCUGGGAGACAAGAAUGGAAGUGCAUAGACAGACGCCAGAUACACGCAGGUGUUUCUGUCUCGUUCAAGGAAAAUCAUUAUAUGAAAUCCCAAUCCAGCUUUACCCAUCAUCCCGAGGACAGGAAGCCUGACUGCAGCAGUUUGAAAAAACGUUAAAGCGAAGGAUGCAAACUGGGUGAAUGGAGUUGGGAACUCACUGCUUUUCUGUCCAUAUAUCCCUUCUUUGCACAUCACUCCCUGGAAUUGCUUCUCAAGAAAUCCCUCUCCUAUUCUGAUUUACCGUGUUCUGUGCUACUAACAUGAUAGGGCAGCUAAUGCACCGUUUAGAACUAACUUCGACUUGGAUUAAUAAUAAUAAAAAAAAGUUAUUUAUUUUAUGUUUCAAAAUGUACAAUUAUUUGCCCACAACACUAUCCAACGUUGUUUAAAGGGGUAUGUAAACAGAAGUUGAGAGUUCACUGUUAAUACAUUUUAAAAAUAAGUGUCAAAAUUAGGGGCAGACUUCUCUGCCAUUAGUAAUUGUGCGCAAGUCAAGUAUAUACAGAAGUAGGAGAGUGUUUUAAGUAUUAUGUAUUGAGUGUAUAUGUUGAAUUUCUGUACGUCUCUAAUUCGAUAUUUACUUCUCGGCAGUGUUGGUGCUGUAUAGUUAUGUGUGCCAUAAUUAUGAUGUUCUCAGCUGGUACCGUUUUGUACUCUUGGUAUACUCAUUCUGUUUGACCAAGAUGAACGAACAGCCUAGGAUCACCAAUCGAAAAAAUGAAAACGCCAUGGGAAAACCUGGAGAACGCAAAAGCCCGCAGGAAAUGACCUCCCUGUGUACCUAGUGGCACUCACUCCUUCCCUUCUUAGACAGCUGAAGAGUUUGGACAAUGCUGGAGGAAGUUCUGAAGGGAAAGGGAAAAAAAAUGGUUUGCUUUAUUUAUUGGGUGUCCGUCUUGUCAGAUGAUGUUGUAUGUAGAAAAUGCUGUAAAUACACCAUUAAAAUGUAUUGGUUAUAAAAGUCAAUUAAAGACAAUUCACCCACAUUAAAGAAUAAAGAUUUUACCUCUACGACUACAAUCAGGAUAUUUUAUUCUGAGCGUUGUUGUAAAGAACAAA